AUGUCUACAUCGACCACAACAGCAAGACAGAAUCAUAUUGGUGUAUCAUCACAAAUACCAACGAUUAGAAAUCGAACAAAUACUGUUCGACUGUCGGAAGGUGGUGUACCAGUAAAAUUUGCUGAUAAUACAUUCAGUGUGCUUGUUAAAAAUCAAAUUAUUCGAUUAUUAGACGUACGAACAAAAACGUUAACGUACAAUGAUGAAAAUGGUGUAAGAACGUUAACAUACGAGAUAACAGAAAUAAUAAAAACUUUAGUAUGUCAACAUAUAAAAGAUAAUUUUAAAGCAAUUAUUCAAGUAAUAUCCUAUCCAAAACAAGAACAAAAUAAUAUACUUAUCAUGAGUCGAUGUCUAUGGAAUCAUAAAACGGAUGAUGUUUUAACAAUUGAAUUAGAAACAGAUUUAUUUAGAUUUGUUAUUGUUAUACACGGUGUUGCAGCAUAA
Messenger RNA from Didymodactylos carnosus, 447 nucleotides. The record is from the annotation of a GenBank genome assembly. Lineage: Eukaryota; Metazoa; Rotifera; Eurotatoria; Philodinida; Philodinidae.